AUGGAGCAAAUACAGGUACAGUUGCAUCAGAAUCCUGUCAUCCACCUCGAUGUAACAGCUAAGGAGUUUACUGCUGCCCUCGCUCAUGUUAACUGCCGCCAUGGUUUCAUCGGUGGAUAUGCAGCGUCUCUUAUUGGUGGAGAGAGGAGGAAAGAUGAUAUGGAUCUCAUCGUUGAUGCAGACCCGGCAAACGUCCGACAAAUGCUACUCCAGGUAUCUGGAUUCCAGUUGACUAGUGUUAAUCACCUGGGUUUCACAUACAAUGACAAGUUGAUCAAAGUCGGGGUUCUUCGUGGUGGCCGCGCCCAAUCGAUGAAGCUACCUGAUGCCAAUUCCAUUCGUCCCUAG
Penicillium digitatum Pd1 is the source of this 348-nucleotide messenger RNA. RefSeq lists its product as uncharacterized. The record is from RefSeq and is a predicted model, not a curated record. NCBI's taxonomy places the organism in Eukaryota, Fungi, Ascomycota, Eurotiomycetes, Eurotiales, Aspergillaceae.